Molecule: messenger RNA, 2079 nt
Organism: Thecamonas trahens ATCC 50062
Lineage: Eukaryota; Apusomonadida; Apusomonadidae
Exons: 3
Coding region: 1-2079 (692 amino acids)
Molecular function (GO): protein binding
Source: RefSeq, a predicted model, not a curated record
AUGCCGCGCAACGAGCCGCGUGACCGUGAGAGAGCCCGUGACGGCCGCUCUGGGGGCGGCCGCUCCCGGUCGGCCCGCGACAGAGACCGCGGCUCGCGCCGUCGUGGCGACAGAGACCGCGGCGGGAACGACGGCGGCGGCGGCGACAAGCGCCGGUAUGGCGGCCGCGGCUACGGCCGCGACAGAGAUCGCAGCUUCCACUCGGUCUCCAACGGCGGCAUGUCUGCAGGCUUCCUCUACGACCUUGUCGAGCGGCUCAACGAGCGCCCGGCGCCUUCGCCCGUCACCUCCGGCCCGUACUCGUACUCACACGAGGCCAUUGCCACUUUUUUCUCGCCGCUCGCGGCCUUUCCAGGCUCGGCCCUCGACGACCCGACUGUCGCCAAUCUGUUCCAGGAGCGUGCCCGCGGGCCCGAGUCGUCCAAGGAAAUUGAAUGGGCCGGCCCGCCGCCGCGGACCCGCCGCGGCGACGACGGCGACGACGCUCUGCGGGUGAAUACCCAAAAUGCAUGGGGUUCGCGCUCGGCCGUCCAAGAGACGCCGACGCCCACAGCUGACGCCGCCGACGACGACGGCUGGGAGGUUGUGGGCGCCAAGACCGCACGCAAGAAGGAGGAGCGCGCCGCCGAGCGCGCCGCCGAGCGCGCCGCCGAGCGCGCCGCCGAGCUUGCCCGCGCCGCGCCCGAGCCGCUGGUUACCGGCUCGCGCCUCGCGGCCGCUGCCGUCGCCGCUACCUCGCCCACCAUGACCGGCUCCUCGCCGCCAACCGUCUCGGUCGAGACGAGUCUCUCGUCGUCGCCGCCGUCCGUCGCCGCCAUCGCCGCUUCGGGCGCUCUACCCUCCCCGGCCGCCCUCGGCUCGCCGGCCUUUGCCGCCGCCGCUGCCGGCAACUUCCACCCUGCGCUUGCCCCGGCCAGCUACCACUCGCUCCAGUGGCGGUACGUUGACCCAUCGGGCAACGUCCAGGGGCCGUUCCCGUCGUCGCGCAUGCAUGACUGGGCCGAGGCCGGUGCCUUUAACGCCGUCGACGACCUGCAGCUGCAGCGUUGCGACAACGGCGCCUCUGCCUUCCUCUCCCAGCUCAUGUACGAGCGCAAGACGCCGUUCAACCCUCAGCACCCCAUCUACCACCUCCACACCCAGGCGGCGAUCCAGGCCAAGGCGCAGGCUCAGGCGCAGGCUCAGGCGCAGGCGCAGGCUCAGGCUCAGGCGCAGGCUCAGGCUCAGGCUCAGGCUCAGGCUCAGGCUCAGGCUCACGCGCUCAUGCAGCACCAGGCGCAGCAGCGCCAGGCGCAGCAGCUCCAGGCGCAGCAGCAGGCUGCCCAGCAGGCACUCCUCCGUGCGCAGCAAGUCAAGCAGCAGGCCAAGGCCGAGGCAGCCGCCGCCCGCGAGCAGGCCCAGCGUCGUGCCGAUGAAGAGCGCGUCCGCGCCGCCGCCAAGACCUCGUCAGGCCGCGAGUCGGGCUCGGCCUGGGCAACUGCCGACGCCGAGCGCCAGAAGCGUCAGGCCGCAGUCAACCUCCGCCACGCGCAGGCGCAGGCCAAGGCGCAGGCCAAGGCGCAGGCUCAGGCGCAGGCUCGUGCGCAAGCUCAAGCGCAGGCUCAGGCGCAGCAGCAAGCCCGAGUCGCCGCUGCUGCCAUCAAAGCUGAGCCGGCCAUGACUUUUGCCGAGAUCCAGGAGCAGCAGGCGGCUUGGGAGGCCCAGCGCCGUGCCCAGGCCGAGGCCGAGGCUGCCCGCAAGCGCGAGGAGGACCGCCUUCACAAGAAGCUGGGUUGGAAGGGCGGUGCUGGUGCGCAGCGCAGCGGGAGCGGCCUCUCGCUCCGCGAAAUCCAGGAGCAGCAGGCGGCCAUCGACGCCGCACGGGCGGCCAAGGCGCGCCCGGUCAAGACCGGCAUGUUUGGCCGGGCCGGGCCGACGCCCGCUGCGGGCUCGGGGCGGCGCAACAAGUCGCUCCUGGAGAUCCAGGCCGAGCAGGAGGCGCUCGAGGCGAAGCGCGCCGAGGCGACCCGUCGCCAGGCCUCCGCCCGCGCUGCGGCCCGGCCAGCCCCGUUCCACUCGAUCCGCGCCAUGCUCGAUUGA